Morus notabilis is the source of this 810-nucleotide messenger RNA. Its product is annotated as protein SRG1. The annotation marks the transcript as partial. NCBI's taxonomy places the organism in Eukaryota, Viridiplantae, Streptophyta, Magnoliopsida, Rosales, Moraceae. The record is from RefSeq and is a predicted model, not a curated record. The transcript has 3 exons.
AUGGAGUACGGAAGUUCUUUGCUUGUGCCGAGUGUUCAAGAGUUGGUUAAGGAGCCCAUAAUCACUGUCCCAUCCAGAUACAUUCGUCCUGAUCAAUAUGACAAAACCAGUAAUAAAAUUAUUUCUGUUUCUGAAAUCCCAGUUAUCAACUUCCAAAACUUGCUUUGUCAUGGUGAGUUAUCUGAAUCUGAAUUAGCUAGCUUCCACUCAGCUUGCAGGGAUUGGGGCUUCUUCCAGUUGAUAAACCAUGGGAUAAGCUCUUCCUUGGUAGAGAAAAUAAAGACAGAUAUUCAAGACUUUUUUAAUCUUCCAAUGGAAGAGAAGAAAAAGUUGUGGCAACAUUCAGGAGAAGUAGAAGGAUUUGGACAAGCCUUUGUAAAAUCUGAAGAACAAAAGCUUGACUGGAAUGACAUCUUCUUCUUGACCACACUUCCAGUUAGUUUGAGGAAGCCCCAUUUGUUUCCAAAGCUUCCUACUCCAUUCAGGGACAACUUGGAGACUUGUGCAUUGGAACUCAAAAAUCUUGCCAAGGCUAUAAUCUCCCAAAUGGAAAAGGCUCUUGAAAUUAAAGGCAAAGAAAUGACUAGAAUGUUUGAAGAUGGAAUGCAAGCAAUGAGGAUGAACUAUUACCCUCCAUGCCCUCAACCAGAACAAGUGAUGGGUCUAACUCCUCAUUCUGAUUCCGUUGGCCUUACCAUUCUCCUGCAAAUCAGUGAAGUGGAAGGACUCCAAAUAAAGAAAGAUGGCAUGUGGGUCCCAGUCAAACCCCUUCCUAACGCCUUCAUUGUCAACAUUGGAGACAUCGUGGAG